ACCUCCAUAUAUAUCGCGCUUUGUGCCCCCCUUUGUUGGCGGCCGCGCUAUCUGACCUUACAUAUGUGCCUUGCGUCUAUCUGAUUCCUCACCCACUCGCACUCAGAUAGGUCUUACCACCCCCGCCCCUAUGCCCGAGCUUUCCAGGAGCCUUCUGUGGUCGUUGAUUGAUACGCACCCAAGCCAUGGCCUCCCGCCCUUCGUCGACCUCCGCCCUGCAUUCGCAUUCGCGCCAGGGUGGCUAUGAGCAGACCGCUAAUCCCGCCGCCAAUUCUUCUCGACCUCCCCUGCAUACACCACCAUUCCGUUCCCAUUCCUCUCGCAGUUCUCGCGAGAAUGCUAAGAGCACGGCCGUAGAGGCUAUGGAUGGGAACACCGAACAGCCCAUAGCCCGCCACCCAUCCGUCGCAGCUGGUGACGUCGAGUCGCAGUCGGGGAACUCGCGUUACAGGAACAGUGACCCUUUCAACCUCUCUUCGGCUCUCAAGACCGACGAGCAGCUCGACGAGAUCAAGGCGAAUACCGCCCGCAAGCGGACGGUGCGGGGUGCUUCGGCCGUCCCCCAAUUUGCCCCUAGCUCUCGCGCAAGAAGGGUUCAAACGUUCUACCGCAGCCAGAACGAGGCCAUCGAGCGCAUGCUCAAGUCGGUCGAGGAGCACAGAGCUGAAGCCCAACACGAAGCUGGCGAGGACCACCUGCGGUAUCGGGUUGCCGUCUGGGGCUCGUUCGUGGCAAACAUAGUCCUAUCGAUCCUUCAGUUGUACGGUGCCAUAUCGUCGGGCUCCCUCUCGCUCUUCACCACCAUGGCGGAUUCCGUCUUCGACCCCCUGAGCAACCUCGAGCUCAUGAUCACUCACCGGGCCGUAAAGAAAGUGGACCCCAACCGUUUCCCCUCCGGCAAGUCUCGCCUCGAAACGGUGGGAAACAUAACCUUCUGCUUUAUGAUGGUAGCCGUAUCCGCUAUUCUCAUCGCCUUCUCGUGCCAGGACAUUUCGCAGCGCCAUGGCACCGGCGACGUAGUUAACAACUUCUACCUCCCGUCAGUGAUCGCUGUCUGUAUCGCCUUCGCCACCAAGUUUGCCUUGUUUCUCUACUGCUGGGGCAUCAAGGACAAGUACAGCCAGGUCGACAUCCUGUGGCAGGACCAUCGGAAUGACUUGUUGAUCAACGGCUUUGGUGUGUUGACGUCCGUCGGCGGCUCCAAGCUUGCGUGGUGGAUCGACCCCAUGGGCGCCAUCAUCCUAUCGCUUCUCAUCAGCGGCAUCUGGCUGCACACGGCAUUUCACGAAUUCAUGCUACUGGUCGGCACUGCUGCGCCCGUUGAGAUGCAACAGCUAAUCACAUAUGUCUGCCUUACACACUCGGACGCCAUUCUAGGCAUCGACACUGUCCGUGUGUACCAUUCCGGACCCCGGCUGAUCGCCGAGAUUGACAUCGUUAUGGAUCCCAACGACACGCUCAGAAACACGCACGACGUCGCAGAGGCGCUACAGAUGGAGCUAGAGAGGCUACCUAACGUAGAGCGAGCUUAUGUCCAUGUCGACUACGAGACCACUCAUAAGCCGGAGCACGCGGUCAAGAAGGAUUUAUGAUCCGGGAUCGGCUGUGAAAAGAAAUGAGCACCGGUAUUCGCAUUCGCGGCUGCGAGUUCGUGAGGUAGGGAGGGGUGACAGCUCUCGUUUAGAUAACGGAAACAAGAAAAACCGAGAUAGAAGAGGAUGAAUGAGAAGGGGAGAAGAGAAGGGGGGAAGAU
Messenger RNA from Durotheca rogersii, 1753 nucleotides. RefSeq lists its product as uncharacterized. NCBI's taxonomy places the organism in Eukaryota, Fungi, Ascomycota, Sordariomycetes, Xylariales, Xylariaceae. The transcript is spliced from 2 exons. The record is from RefSeq and is a predicted model, not a curated record. Gene Ontology annotation, biological process: monoatomic cation transport; transmembrane transport. Gene Ontology annotation, cellular component: membrane. The coding region runs from base 186 to 1592 and encodes 468 amino acids. Gene Ontology annotation, molecular function: monoatomic cation transmembrane transporter activity.